This is a messenger RNA of Vanessa atalanta (red admiral), 999 nucleotides long. RefSeq names its product cathepsin L-like. The transcript is spliced from 6 exons. Gene Ontology annotation, biological process: immune response. Gene Ontology annotation, cellular component: lysosome. The record is from RefSeq and is a predicted model, not a curated record. Lineage: Eukaryota; Metazoa; Arthropoda; Insecta; Lepidoptera; Nymphalidae. Gene Ontology annotation, molecular function: cysteine-type endopeptidase activity. Bases 1 to 999 code for a protein of 332 amino acids.
AUGAGGAGCCUGGCUGUGCUGAUGGUUGUGGUGGUGGUGGUCGGUGCCGACAGCUUCGUCGACCUCAUCCGCGAGGAAUGGAACGCCUUCAAGCUCAAACACAAGAAAUCGUACGAAAACGAGACCGAGGACCGGUUCCGUAUGAAGAUCUACGCUGAGAAUAAGCUUAAGAUGGCGAAGCAUAACCGGCGCUUCGAGCGCGGCGAGGUGACGUACCGCCUCGGAGUCAACAAGUACGCGGACAAGCUGCAGCAUGAGUUCGUGCACAGCACGAGCGGGAUCAACUUCAAGGCCAAACUCGACUGGACAAUAGAUAUUGUAGUGCCACCCAUCGACUGUGACCCACCGAAUGCGCUGGACUGGCGCUCGGAGGGCGCCGUCACCGAAGUCAAGGACCAAGGAGAUUGCAGCGCUGGUUAUGCCUUCAGCACCGCGGGCUCGAUGGAGGGGAUGCAUUUCCGCAGUAGCGGCGACCUCGUGUCGCUUUCGGCGCAGAAUCUGAUCGACUGCUCGUUAAAGUUCUGGAACCAUGGCUGCGACGGUGGCCACGUGGGUCAUGCCUUAUUGUACAUCCUCAACAGCGGAGGCAUCAACACAGAAGAGAGCUACCCUUACGAGGGCGUCGUCAACAAUUGCAGGUUCGACCCUGCGAACGAGGUCGUGAGCCUCUUGGCAUACAAUAUGUUUGUGAGAGGUGACGAGGAAAUAAUGAAGAAAGUCGUGGUCACCAUGGGACCUAUCUCUGCCAUGAUCGACGCCAGCCAAGUGUCCUUCCAGCUCUACUCGUCUGGAGUCUACUACGACGAGGACUGCUCCUCCAGCGACCUCAACCAUGGGGUGCUGGUGGUGGGCUACGAUACAGACGAAGAGGGCGGUGACUACUGGCUCGUAAAGAACUCGUGGGGAACCUCGUGGGGGGAGGACGGCUAUAUCAAGAUGGCGCGCAACCGCGGCAACAAUUGCGGCAUCGCCUCGUACAUCGCCUACCCUUUCAUAUAA